Pteropus alecto (black flying fox) is the source of this 4468-nucleotide messenger RNA. It is a transcript of the gene SEMA5B, whose product is annotated as semaphorin 5B. Gene Ontology annotation, molecular function: semaphorin receptor binding; chemorepellent activity. Gene Ontology annotation, biological process: axon extension; axon guidance; negative regulation of axon extension involved in axon guidance. The transcript has 21 exons. The record is from RefSeq and is a predicted model, not a curated record. Lineage: Eukaryota; Metazoa; Chordata; Mammalia; Chiroptera; Pteropodidae. The coding region runs from base 187 to 3120 and encodes 977 amino acids.
UGCGGGGCCGAGGGCCGGGGACCUUUCCUGCGCGGCCGCCCCAUUCACAGACCCGCCGCCAGCCCUCCUGGUUCGCUUCCGCCGCUCUGGGAACCGGGAGUCACCGGGAACUGGGCACCUGCAGCCCGGAGGUCUUCCCCCAGCCUGUCUCUGGAGCUGGGAGCUAGGACUGCAGAGGGGCCCACCAUGGUGGUUCUGGGACCCCUGGCUAUCACCCUGUUGCCGCCCAGCCUCGCACUGCUGGUGUUCCACCUCUCCAGCUCCCAGGAUGUCUCCAGUGAACCCAGCAGUGAGCAGCAGCCAUGCGCCCUGAGGGAACACCCCACCGUGGCCUUUGCAGACCUGAAGCCCUGGGUCUCUAACUUCACCUAUCCUGGAGCCCGAGAUUUCUCCCAGCUCGCUCUGGAUCCCUCCAGGAACCAGCUCAUCGUGGGAGCCAGGAACUACCUCUUCCGACUCAGCCUUGCCAAUGUCUCCCUCCUUCAGGCCACAGAGUGGGCCUCCAACGAGGACACACGCCGCUCCUGCCAAAGCAAAGGGAAGACUGAGGAGGAGUGUCAGAACUACGUGCGAGUCCUGAUUGUCGCUGGCCGGAAAGUGUUCAUGUGUGGGACCAAUGCCUUUUCCCCAGUAUGCUCCAGCAGACAGGUGGGGAACCUCAGCCGGACCAUGGAGAAGAUCAACGGCGUGGCCCGCUGCCCCUAUGACCCUCGCCACAACUCCACAGCUGUCAUCUCCUCCCAGGGGGAGCUCUAUGCAGCCACAGUCAUCGACUUCUCGGGUCGGGACCCCGCCAUCUACCGAAGCCUGGGCAGUGGGCCGCCCCUUCGAACUGCCCAGUAUAACUCCAAGUGGCUCAAUGAGCCAAACUUUGUGGCAGCCUAUGAUAUUGGGUUGUUUGCAUACUUCUUUCUGCGGGAGAACGCGGUAGAGCAUGACUGCGGACGCACGGUGUACUCUCGGGUGGCUCGUGUGUGCAAGAAUGACGUGGGGGGCCGCUUCCUGCUGGAGGACACAUGGACCACGUUCAUGAAGGCACGGCUCAACUGCUCCCGCCCAGGCGAGGUUCCCUUCUACUAUAACGAGCUGCAGAGUGCCUUUCACCUGCCUGAACAGGACCUCAUCUACGGGGUCUUCACCACCAACGUAAACAGCAUUGCCGCUUCUGCUGUCUGCGCCUUCAACCUCAGUGCCAUCUCCCAGGCUUUCAAUGGCCCAUUUCGCUACCAAGAGAACCCCAGGGCUGCCUGGCUCCCCAUCACCAAUCCCAUCCCCAAUUUCCAGUUCGUGGGGCUGAGCGACGGCGUGCUGCGCCUCCCGCUGGAGAGGUGCACCGCCUACCGGAGCCAAGGGGCAUGCCUGGGGGCACGGGACCCAUACUGCGGCUGGGACGGGAAGCAGCAACGUUGCAGCACGCUGGAGGACAGCUCCAACAUGAGCCUCUGGACCCAGAACAUCACAGCAUGUCCUGUGCGGAAUGUGACUCGGGAUGGGGGCUUCGGCCCGUGGUCACCAUGGCAACCAUGUGAGCACUUAGAUGGGGACAACUCAGGCUCUUGCUUGUGUCGGGCCCGAGCCUGUGAUUCCCCCCGACCCCGCUGCGGUGGCCGCGACUGCCUGGGGCCAGCCAUCCACAUCGCCAACUGUUCCAGGAAUGGGGCGUGGACCGCGUGGUCGUCGUGGGCCCUGUGCAGCACGACCUGUGGGAUGGGAUUCCAGGUCCGCCAGCGAAGUUGCAGCAACCCUGCUCCCCGCCACGGGGGCCGCAUCUGCGUGGGCAAGAGUCGGGAGGAGCGGUUCUGUAACGAAAACACGCCUUGCCCGGUGCCUAUCUUCUGGGCAUCCUGGGGCUCCUGGAAUAAGUGCAGCAGCAACUGCGGGGGCGGCGUGCAAUCGCGGCGUCGGGCCUGUGAGAACGGCAACUCCUGCCCUGGCUGCAGCGUGGAGUUCAAGACCUGCAACCCCGAGGGCUGCCCCGAAGUGCGGCGCAACACACCGUGGACGCCGUGGCUGCCGGUGAACGUGACUCAGGGCGGGGCGCGACAGGAGCAGCGAUUCCGCUUCACGUGCCGCGCGCCCCUGCCCGACCCCCACGGCCUGCAGUUUGGCAGGAGGAGGAUGGAGACCCGAACUUGCCCUGCGGACGGCUCCGGAACCUGCGACACCGACGCCCUGGUGGAGGAUCUCUUGCGCAGCGGGGGCACCGGCCCGCACACGGUGAGCGGGGGCUGGGCAGCCUGGGGGCCGUGGUCGUCCUGCUCCCGGGACUGUGAGCUGGGCUUCCGCGUCCGCAAGAGGACAUGCACGAACCCCGAGCCGCGCAACGGGGGUCUGCCCUGCGUGGGCGACGCCGCCGAGUACCAGGACUGCAACCCCCAGGCUUGUCCAGUACGUGGUGCCUGGUCCUGCUGGACCUCGUGGUCCACAUGCUCAGCCUCCUGUGGUGGUGGCCAUUAUCAACGCACCCGUUCUUGCACCAGCCCCGCGCCCUCCCCAGGCGAGGACAUCUGUCUGGGGCUGCACACAGAGGAGGCACUGUGUGCCACGCAAGCCUGCCCAGAAGGCUGGUCGCCGUGGUCUGAGUGGAGUGCAUGCACUGAAGAUGGAGCCCAGACCCGCAGCCGGCGCUGUGAGGAGCUGGUCCCAGGGCCCAGCACCUGUGCUGGAAACAGCAGCCAGAGCCGCCCCUGCCCCUACAAUGAGAUUCCCGUGAUCCUGCCUGCCUCCAGUGUGGAGGAGGCCACCGGCUGUGGAGGGUUCAGUCUCAUCCACCUGGUGGCUACGGGCAUCUCCUGCUUCCUGGGCUCUGGACUGCUGACCUUGGCAGUGUACCUGUCCUGCCAGCACUGCCAGCGCCAGUCCCAGGAGUCCACACUCGUCCAUCCUGCCACCCCCAACCACCUGCACUACAAGGGUGGGGGCACCCCCAAGAAUGAGAAGUACACACCCAUGGAGUUCAAGACUCUGAACAAGAAUAACCUGAUCCCUGAUGACAAAGCUAGCUUCUACCCGUUGCAGCAGACCAAUGUGUACACGACCACGUACUACCCCAGCCCACUCAACAAACACAGCUUCCGGCCUGAGGCAUCACCUGGACAACGGUGCUUCCCCAACAGCUGAUACCACUGUCUCGAGGACUUGGGCUCCUUGCCUUCCUAAGGCACAGAGCAGGUGGAGAUGGGACCAUAGAGCCAGUUUGGUUUUCUCCUUCUGCACUUGGCCAAGAACUUGCUGCCUUGCCUUGUGGGGAUCCCAUCUGGCUUCAAAGAGCUCUGGCUGGCGGUGACCAUGGGGGAGAGGGCUGGCUUCAGGCUGGCACAUGGCUGCAGUUCCUAGCUCAGCCUAGGUCUCUUCAUGGCCUCCUUUCAACUCACCAUCAUGCUAACCUUCCCUGCCAUGUCUGGGCUAUGGACCUACUGGGCAUGUGAGGAAUUGGACAAUGGAGAUGGCAGGAAAGCAGGCUUUUAGGUUUGGGUGGGAAACGACAACUGUGUGGCCAUCACGGGCCAAGUCUGCUUCUUUCUGACUGGCCCCGGGAAGGGCCUGAGCUACAUUCUGAUUAUCUCUGAAAGGAACUAAUCAGAUGGCCCCAGCAGCUCUGGAUUCUUUGCCCAGGGCUGGGCCAUUGUGGUGCUCCCCCAGUGUGACAGAGGGACCAAGACCAAACUAGGUUCUCCACCCGUACCUAGCUGUGUGUACUUUGCCCAGGGACAUCCCUCUAGUCAGAGACAGUGAGGGCUGGGGGACUGAAGACUGAUCUUUGCUGAGAAGCCCUUUAAUCUGGGCUGGCACAGGCCUCAGACUUGCCUCCAGAAUGCACGAAGGGUGACCCAGAAGAAAGAGAGGCAGGAGCCCAGCCUCUGUGCCACUAUGGAGACUGUCUUCCAGUUGCUGCUCAAAAGAGCUGUUGGCUGAGACCUGCUUGGGAGCCUCUGCUGGCCCCUCAUCUGUUCAGGAACACAUACACACACAAUCACAACCUGCUACAGCAACAAAAAGGAUGUUGGGCUGUGGCAUUAUUAAUUAAAGAUGAUAUCCAGUCUCCAAAUGUAACUUUGUCUUCGUGCAUGUGCGCGUGGGCUCCUCUUGACAUGGUCUAGUCAAUCACAGCAAUGCACUGGGGUGACAGAUGGUCUUCUCAGGGUGGAGGAAAUGACCCGAGUAGAAUUUGACCUUAAUAGAGGAUAUACUUCCAUUUGUGAGUCUAUGUUUAUACACACAUGUUGCCCUAAACCCUUUUUGGAAAAGAGAUGAAGGACAAGCAAGUCCGAAAGUAGGAGCACAAAGUACACCAAAGACAACACAACAGAAGAGAUUUCUGCCUGCUCCCUUAGCGGCUCUUCCAGGCAACAGCUCCAGAGGGGGAAUGUGUAAAUCCAGCAGGGGAGUGUUGAUGAGGGUUUGUGUUUGUUUGUUUUUUUUUUAAAUGAGGUUUUUACAAUGCUGAGUUUAAUAAAAUCAAAAUUGA